Molecule: messenger RNA, 1769 nt
Organism: Xyrichtys novacula (pearly razorfish)
Lineage: Eukaryota; Metazoa; Chordata; Actinopteri; Labriformes; Labridae
Source: the annotation of a GenBank genome assembly
AUGAUGAAGUGUAAGGUAAGGAUUGGACCCCCAGUACAAAGUAUAAUGAAGAAAGCUCUGAUAGUAGCGAUGAAGAGGAGAAAACUCCUGACCAGAGGUCUGAAAAGGAAGACAAGGGUACAACAACUUCACGUUACAAGGCAGUGUGGACUAAGCAUGGUGAAAAGUCAAGAGGAAAAGAGGAAGACACAUCCAGCUGCUGAGUUUGAUAAAAGUGAUGACCAGAUGUGCACAGAAAAAGAGGGUCCAACAGUGACACAGGCCAAGAGAUCGAAGAGUCCUGCAAAGAAAAAAGUGAAAAGGAAAGAGUACAGGUGGAGAAAGGCAGAAUUUGACCCUCCAGAUGUUCCAUUUUUUGAAAGUGCUGAUGAGGCCAUUGAAGAAAGGUCUGAGUUUACACCUUACAUGAAUUUCAAACAGCUUUUUACUGAUGAAAUGAUAGAGUUGGUUGCAGAUCAAACAAACCUAAUCAGUGAACACAAAUGUCAAAGAAACUGAGCAGGUUCUUGGCAUGUACAUGUUCAUGGGUUUGGUACAGAUGCCCAAUGUAAGAGCCUAUUGGAAAAUGUAAACAAAGUAACCCAAAGUUGCUGAUGUGAUAUCACAAGAUCGAUUUGAGAAAUUGCUAACACUGCUGCACCUCCAAGACAACCUCAGUGUGUCCGAAGAUUCAAAGAAGGAUAAAAUAUGAAAACUAAGGCCAUGGCUUGAAAAGCUACAAGAACAGUGCCUUUGUGUACCUCCUGAAGAGCAUCAUGCAGUUGAGGAGAUCAUGGCUCCAUUCAAGGGGAGAUCUCAUCUGAAGGUCUACAUGCCAGCGUAACCUCACAAAUGGGGGUUAAAAAUGUAGGAACAUGCAGGACAAAGUGGUUUCCUGUAUGACUUUGAUGUUUGUAAAGGGGCAGCAGAUCCAGACAAGGAAGGUCUGAGGUUUUGUGAGUGGAGAUGUUGAUCUCAAAUUGACAUCAACUUCCUGCAGGGAAGAACCACAAAGUGUUUGCGGAUAACUAUUUUACAUCACUUCCACUUUUGGAACACCUUCAGUAGAGAGGGAUAUACUACCUUGGCACCAUCAGGAUGAACAGGGUACCUGACUGCAGCAUUAGGGAUGAAAAAGAUCUGAGGAAACAGGGAAAAGGGUCUAUGGAUUACAGAGUCAACCAAAACAACGUGAUAGUUGUAUGAUGGUGUGACAACAAACCGGUCAACCAAGUGUCCUCUUUCACUGGCAUCACUCCCCAAGACUACGUGAAACUCUGGGAUCAGAAGACCAAAACAUACAGUAUGUCAUAGUUCCUAGAUCAUCCAUUGUGGAAACCUACAACAGAUUUAUGGGUGGUGUGGAUCUUCUGGAUAUGCUGUCUGCCCUGUACAAAUACAGCUUAAAAACCAGAUGAAUGUACUAGUAUAUUUGCUGGCAUAGUGUCCCAGUGGCACUCAUCAACGCUUGGUCCCUGUACCGAAGAGACCUGAACACACUGGACCUAGAGAAAAACACUAUGCCCCUGAGAAGUUUUCAGGCCUCAGUUGGCUCUUCCCUGGUAAGCACAGGAAUAGUAAAAGUCAGGGUUGGCACACCACUCUCCCCUCCACCAGUAUCCUCUCCAUCAAACUCCUCUCCACCACACUCCUCACCAUCACAAACACCAACACCAUCACCACCACUGAGGAGGAGACAAUCGACUAUUGUGCCUCCAGAUGUGAGGAGAGAUGGUGGACCACUUCCCAUCCUGGCAAAAGCGACAAAGAUGCAAGCACUUAAGGGUUAA